Molecule: messenger RNA, 366 nt
Organism: Angiostrongylus costaricensis
Lineage: Eukaryota; Metazoa; Nematoda; Chromadorea; Rhabditida; Metastrongylidae
Source: the annotation of a GenBank genome assembly
AUGGCUGCUGCUGCAAGGGGAAAGAUUCUUGCUGUUAUUGGAGACGAGGAUACUGUUGUUGGAUUUCUUCUUGGAGGUGUUGGUGAGCUGAAUAAGGCUCGGAAGCCUAAUUACUUAAUUGUUGACAAGCAGACUGGUAUACAAGAGAUUGAAGAUGCUUUCAAAUCGUUCGUUACCAGAGAUGACAUUGCUAUCAUCCUUAUUAAUCAACACAUUGCGGAAAUGAUCAGAUAUGCGGUCGAUCAGCACACGGCAUCGAUACCUGCUGUGCUCGAAAUUCCGAGUAAGGAAGCUCCUUAUGAUCCAAGCAAGGACAGUAUUCUCAAUCGAGCUCGCGGUCUUUUCAAUCCAGAUGACUUCCGUUGA